UACUGCUUGUCAUGGUCCUUUUGUGUCUGCCAUGAUUGGAAUGCUGAUGUUAUGCAAAUGCAAAACAACUUUUUGCUCUUAUUUAGGGAACUGGCCUUACCUGCUAUAUACCAAUUGUGAGUUUGGUAGUUUGACAGCCUUCAAGCAUGUUGCAACACCUGAGAGCUCGCAGCAGGAGUUUAUUCCCAGGCUACAAGCACGGCAGCCACACUGCGACCUUUAGAGAACUGGAUGACUUUUUGGAUCUCACAAAGAUUUUUGUGAAGCCAUGGAAUUCUAUGCAGGACUUAGGCACAGACAUGUAUGAUCUUUAUGCCGAGGAUGACGAAGAGGAAGAAGAUGCAUCCUUAACUCGCAUGCUACUGUCUCCUGCAAAGCACUUCACACUAAACAUCAAUGUUGGUGGAAGCGUGUACCGUCUGCCCUACAGGUUAGCUGCCAGGUAUCCAAAAACUCGGAUUGGCCGCCUGGCCGUGUAUACUGACCACUGUAAGAAGCUGGACCUGUGUGACGACUACAUGGUUCACAGUAAUGAGUUCUUCUUUGACCGGGACCCCCGCAUUUUCCACAAUAUCUUUAACUUUUAUAGGACUGGGGUGUUGUGCAUUAAAGAAGAACUUUGCCCCCGCAACUUCCUGGAGGAGAUCAACUACUGGGGUGUCCGAAUCAAGAACAGCCAACGCUGCUGUCGCAUCUCGUUUGAGGAGAGACAAGACGAACUGAACGAGCAGCUGAAAAUACAGAAGCAGUUGAUGGCCGAGGUGGAGAUGGUGGAGUUGGAGGAGGACGAGGCUUUGUAUCGCAACAUGGUCUUUGGCCACACCCGCUGGAAAAUCUGGAACAUGAUGGAGAAGCCCUUCUCCUCCAUUGCUGCCAAGCUGAUAGCGGUGGCGUCCUCCAUGUUUGUGCUGAUUUCGCUGGUUGCCAUGACGUUGAACACAGUGGAGGAGAUGCAGUACACGACACCAUCGGGGCAGCUCAGUGGAAAGUCCCACGGCGAAUGUGUGGAGACUUUCUGCAUCACCUUCUUCACCUUGGAGUACGCCCUCCGCCUGCUGUCCACCCCCGACAUCCGAUGUUUCGUACGUAGCGUCCUGAACUCUGUCGACCUGAUCGCCAUCCUGCCGCACUACCUGCAGAUGGCCCUGGAGUUUUUAGACGAGGAGGACGCACACCUGCAAUCUGGAGACAUUGAGACCAUGACGCGUGUUGGGAAGGUGGGUCAGGUUCUGAAGAUCAUGCGUCUGAUGCGAAUCUUCAGGAUCCUGAAGCUGGCUCGCCACUCCACAGGCCUUCGAGCGUUCGGCUUCACGCUGAGACAGUGCUACCAGCAGGUGGGCUGUUUGUUGCUCUUCAUCGGCAUGGGGAUCUUUGUGUUUUCAGCCAUGGUGUACACGGUGGAGCACGACGUUCCCAACACCAACUUCACCUCCAUGCCGCUCGCCUGGUGGUGGGCGUCUGUGAGCAUUUCCACGGUGGGAUACGGCGACAUGCUCCCAGAGACCAACCUGGGCCGCAUCUUCGCCUUCGCGUGCAUCUCCUUCGGCAUCAUCCUCAACGGCAUGCCCAUCUCCAUCCUCUACAACAAGUUCUCAGACUACUACGGCAAGCUCAAGUCGCACGAGUACGCCGCCGUCACCAAGGCCCGCGGCGACGUGCACUUCGCCCGCAGGGCGGCCAAGAAGUUCGCCGAGUGUUGCGAGGACGCCGCGCAGUCCAGAGCGUCCUGACCGCC
Molecule: messenger RNA, 1735 nt
Organism: Entelurus aequoreus (snake pipefish)
Lineage: Eukaryota; Metazoa; Chordata; Actinopteri; Syngnathiformes; Syngnathidae
Gene: kcnv2a
Product: potassium channel, subfamily V, member 2a
Biological process (GO): potassium ion transmembrane transport; protein homooligomerization
Cellular component (GO): voltage-gated potassium channel complex; membrane
Molecular function (GO): voltage-gated potassium channel activity
Source: RefSeq, a predicted model, not a curated record